AUGUCAACCUCCUUCGCCGUCCUCCCCGCUCUCAUCCCCGACAUCAAGCCCGUCUACGACGCCUACUUCGCCGCCUUCACCACCGACGCCGACGGGCGCAAGAUCCUCGAGAUCCUGUUUCCGGGCGGCUACACCUCGGAAGAGUUCCGCAAGGCGCACACCGAAGGGACGGUAGCAUGGCUUCACAAGGCCGAGUCGCAGUACACGUGGAAGUGCGUAGACAUUGCGACGGGCGAGAUCGUGGGCAUGGCGCUUUGCGACGUGUUCAUCAAGCCGCGGACGAAGGAGGAGCGGGCGUAUCCUGGCAUUCCUUGGUUGGAGGGCGAGCAGAGAGAAAGGGCGGAUAAUGUCCUUAAGCCGCUUUGUGAGGCCAGGGAGAAGAUUAUGGGUAAUGGGUCAUAUAUCUAUGUCCACGCCAUCGCGGUAGAUCCCAAGCAUCAGGGCCGUGGUGCGGGCGCGAUGAUUGUCAAGGAGCUCAUCAACUUGAGCAAUGACAGCAAUUUGCCCAUUUACUUGGAGUCUUCGGCGUCUGCUGAGGGCUUGUACAAGAAGAUGGGCUUUGUGAGGGUGCCGGAGGAGAGCGCGAGGGUGGUUCAUAGCAAGUCCGUGCUGGGAACGGAAACGGAUGUUGAGGUGCCACUUAUGAUUAAGACGCCGGCCAAGACUCGUUUGUAA
Sordaria macrospora k-hell is the source of this 675-nucleotide messenger RNA. RefSeq lists its product as uncharacterized. NCBI's taxonomy places the organism in Eukaryota, Fungi, Ascomycota, Sordariomycetes, Sordariales, Sordariaceae. The record is from RefSeq and is a predicted model, not a curated record. Gene Ontology annotation, molecular function: acyltransferase activity, transferring groups other than amino-acyl groups.